This is a messenger RNA of Poecile atricapillus (Black-capped chickadee), 2313 nucleotides long. RefSeq lists its product as uncharacterized. Gene Ontology annotation, cellular component: cytosol. The transcript is spliced from 7 exons. The coding region runs from base 16 to 1851 and encodes 611 amino acids. Gene Ontology annotation, molecular function: L-allo-threonine aldolase activity. The record is from RefSeq and is a predicted model, not a curated record. Gene Ontology annotation, biological process: L-threonine catabolic process; glycine biosynthetic process. Lineage: Eukaryota; Metazoa; Chordata; Aves; Passeriformes; Paridae.
CUAGCAGCAGUGACUAUGGUCCGGCUGGUCCAGCCCGACGGGGGCCGUGAGGGGGUCUCGCUGCUGCUUUGGACACAUGUCCUCCUGCUGAGGGGCAGUGGGCAUUUCUGCCAAGAGGCUGAUGGGUCCUCUCAGAGCAGGCAGAGGUCUGUGGAGCUGCCCAGAGAUCCCAGAGAUCCCAGAGCGCCGCUGCAGUGCCAGCCCACCUGCGGUGCCAUGGCACUGCACGGUGGCUGCUGCCAGCCAGGGCAGCCGGAGCCGCUCCCAGCGGCCACACGACCCCGUCCGUGCCAGCCCUGCUGGCAGCGGCCUCAGGGGACGGGAGCGAUUCCUGCUCAGCCACGGAAAGACUCUGGAGGAUGCCCCUGGCGCUCCCUUCCGUCGGACAGCCGGGACGGGGAUCCUGGCAAAGCGAGGGGCCGCAGGACAGGGCAGGGCCGGGGCGGCCCCCGCCCGCGUUCCCAGCGCCAGAGGGAGGGGAUGGAGGGAUGGGGGGCUUGUAGGGACGGCGUUCCCGUGCAGGAGCCGCUGCCCCGUGCCCGCCCCGAGUGUGCGGGCCCCGUUCCCGGGACGGGCGGUCCCGCCCCCGCCCGGCAGCACUCACGGGAGGCGGUGCCGGCGAUGCGGGCGGUGCUGCGGCGGCGGUGGCUGCCCGGGCCCCGGGGGGUGCCGGGGGGGACGCAGCCGCGGGGUCCCGCCGCGGGGCCGCUCGCCGUGGACCUGCGGAGCGACACGGUGACCCGGCCGUGCGCGGGGAUGCGCCGCGCCAUGGCCCGCGCCGCCGUGGGCGACGACGACUACGGGGAGGACCCGGCAGUGAACGAGCUGCAGCGCUUGGCCGCGGCGACUCUGGGAACGGAAUCGGCUCUCUUCGUGCCCACGGCCACCAUGGCAAAUCUCAUCGCCGUGAUGUGCCACUGCCAGCGCAGGGGGGCUCAGCUGUUCCUGGGCCAGGACAGCCACCUGCACCUCUACGAGCACGGCGGGGCCGCGCAGGUCGCCGGUGUGCACUCCCAGGCACUGCCAGAUCUGCCGAAUGGCACAUUUGACCUGGACCAGCUGGAGCUGACCAUCCGUGAGGCCCACGGCAGCCGGUACCACCCGCGCCCUGAGCUCAUCUGCCUGGAGAACACGCACAGCUCGGCAGGGGGCCGGGCACUGCCCCUCACCUAUCUCAGGCAGGUCCGUGGGCUCGCUGACCGUUACGGGCUGCGGGUGCACAUGGACGGCGCACGACUGAUGAAUGCAGCAGUGGCCCAGGGUGUGGAGCCAGCUCAGAUUGCCCAGCACUGUGACUCUGUGUCACUCUGCUUCUCCAAGGGCCUGGGUGCCCCGGCUGGUGCGGUGUUGGCAGGGUGCAGGGAGUUUGUCACCGAGGCCUGGCGUGUGCGGAAGCUGCUGGGCGGGGGCAUGCGGCAGGCGGGAGUGCUGGCGGCUGCUGCCCGCCUCGGGCUGCAGCGCGCGGAGGCGACGCUUCACAGAGACCACACCAACGCCCGGCGCUUUGCAGAAGGUAUCCAUGUGCUGGACUCUCCCCUCUUGUCCAUCAACCUGGCAGCGGUGGAGACCAACAUCGUGAUGGUAAAUGUCCAGGGGGCCUGGCCGUCCCCCGCUGAGCUCUGCGAGCGCCUGCGUGCCGUCAGCGAGGAGGAGGUGGCUGAGACUGGGCAGGCUGUCAGCGUCUUGCUGCUCCCCUGGUCAGCACGGACUGUGCGCGCUGUCUGGCACCGCGACAUCUCGGACCGUGACACCGAGCUCGCAAGGAGAAAGCUGGAAUUUGUGGCCAGGAAGUGCCAGGAGGAACUGGCCUUGGGACUGCAUCCGAUGUCUCCGGGCACUGGGGGAGCCUGAACAUCCUGCCAGCCCCGCAGCUGCAGCAGUUGGGCAGCUCAAAGCAAGGACUGGGACCAGCCCCUUUGUGCUCCAGAUGUGUUCCCAGCGGUCACAUCAGCCCUCACAGGCAGCCUGACAAACCAAUGUGAGCCCAGCCUAGCAGAGACCCCAGCCCUUGAAGCAGUCAGUGCACAAAAUAAACACAUUUUACUGUAGUUAGGUGUCGCCCUGAGAAUUAAGCCUUUUGAUCUUGUUUUUAUGGUUUCUAGCUGCUUUCCCAGGCAAGUAACUAUAAACAUAGAUGUUUAUACAUUUCAUUAAAGAGAUGUCUUUUGAUGGUCAUUUCUCACGACCAGUGUGAUUGGGAAGGUGGUAACCUAACUAUCUAAUCUCUGGUCAUUGUCAAGAAUCUAUAAAUACUGAAACCACAGAAUAAAUUGCACUCUUUUUCCUAUCACACAUUGAGCUGUGUCCAUGUGA